Messenger RNA from Debaryomyces fabryi, 918 nucleotides. RefSeq lists its product as uncharacterized. Gene Ontology annotation, molecular function: actin filament binding. Gene Ontology annotation, cellular component: nucleolus; catalytic step 2 spliceosome; striated muscle dense body. Lineage: Eukaryota; Fungi; Ascomycota; Pichiomycetes; Serinales; Debaryomycetaceae. The transcript has a single exon. Bases 1 to 918 code for a protein of 305 amino acids. The record is from RefSeq and is a predicted model, not a curated record.
AUGGGGAAGUUGACGUUUAAGGGAGAUAAGCCCAAGAAACGCAAGAGAACAGAAAAGGAGGAUAGACAUGAGCCCGUGAAGAAGACUAGGGGUGAAAAUGUAAACUUAGAUGGUUGGAGUACGGCCUCAUGCGUAGAAGACUUGAAGGGCCCAUGCAUAGUGUUAGGAGAUAUUCAUAAAGAUGGGAAUGUGGACAAGGACAAAGAGGACAGUUUUGCAGCUGAAGAACAGCAUGCGGUUUUACAAGUCGAUGAGGAUGCUGUUACAACGGGGAAAGAUCUUGACGUUGUAGCAGAUACGGUUAAUUUCUUUGGGGGGAAUGUGUAUCCAGGAAUACAUAAAUGUGAGCCCAACAAGGUGAAUCAGGUGUUAACAUUGGUGCCCAUUAGCGAGUUUGAGAAGUCGAGGCUCGAUACUUCCAAAACUAACAGAUUUGCCUUGAAGACUCAUCACAAUCGCUACAUAUCCACCACAAUGGAGUUAGUGCAUGCCAUAGGUGACAACGAGAUAUUCACAUUCAAAAGCGUUAAUGUUGCAAACGACAAGUUAGGAUACGACGAGCCCUGGUGGGAGAUAGUCCACGAUGACGCUCGGCUUGUGAUUGAACAUUCAGACUCGACUUACAAAGUUAAAUUUGUGGACACUGGCAAAAUACCCGAAACCAACGAUAUUAUCGACAGGUUUGUUAUCAGGGUGCAAUCUAAAAAUACUCUCAAGGGGUCACAAAUACUAUUGAAUGACUCGGAGGUAGACAACGGUCCUAAUUUGAAUAAAAUAGUCCGUCAGCUAUAUAAAGAUACCAAUGGAAAGAUCGAAAUAAACGAUAAAUUGGUGAAGAGGUUAAAAGAUGCCAUUUCAACGGGCGAUAUCAACGAGCAAAUUAUACAAGAGAAGUCUCGCUACCUUUCCAAAUGGUAA